Mercenaria mercenaria is the source of this 600-nucleotide messenger RNA. RefSeq names its product kinesin-related protein 4-like. Lineage: Eukaryota; Metazoa; Mollusca; Bivalvia; Venerida; Veneridae. The record is from RefSeq and is a predicted model, not a curated record. The coding region runs from base 1 to 600 and encodes 199 amino acids. The transcript is spliced from 2 exons.
AUGGACAUUGUACAAUUGGACCAGCAUACUUCACUAAGUCCAUGGAAACGUCGUGGGGACUAUGCGGCACUUGACAAAGGAGCACUGAUAAACAUUGUUCAAUCAUUUGGAAUUCUGCUAUCAAGGUGUGAAGAGGCAGCUGGUGCAGCUGCUGCCGCUGCAGAUCACCAGCUACCCAUGUCCGGCGACGAGGAAACGACGCCAGUGAUGCCAAGAUUCAGGCGUGUGAGAAGGGUGUUAGAAUACGAAUCUUCCCCAGAACGUGAUGAUGGUGCCGACGACGAACAUAGCGCUGAUGAUGACGAAGGGAUUUUCGUCACACAAAGAUUCCCAGACGAUACCGACACAGCAUCGGAACACUCCAUCCAAUACGCUCGAGAGGAGGACGGCCAGCACUGGUUUACGGACGGUGAAGACAGUGAUGAUGACAUAAACAGUGAUGUGAUGCACGUUGAUGACGUCAUAGAUUUAACAGGCGGCUCCUACAAUAACGAUGAUGGAAAUGAGGAUGAUGAUGAUGAACCGACGGCGGAUUUCACUGUUGCUAACACCGUCGAUUUUAGUGAGAGUUUUGAUGAGAAUGAUUACUUUCUCCAAUGA